AUGGCCAGCUGCAACACUGAGAGCCCAUCAGCCUGGACUUUGGCCUCCUCUGCCAUGGAAGGCUUGUGCUCCAUGCCUGAAGAGGGCAAUCCAGAGGAAAGGUUCUUGCACUCCGCUCUGCCCUGGGAAGACCCUGCCCUGGGCAAGGAAGCCCCAGAGGUGGGGGCAGCAGCUGCAGAGGGGGUUGCGGACAGGGAAGCGGAGGGCCUGGGAGAAGACCUGGGCAAGAAGGCAAAGAAGAAAAAGAAGAAGUACCAUCGCCACCCCAAACCGCCUUACACCUACCUGGCCAUGAUUGCACUGGUGAUUCAGGCCUCCCCAGACCGGAGACUCAAGUUAUCCCAGAUCAUCAAGGAGAUCAGCACCCUCUUCCCUUUCUUCAAGGAAGGCUACCAGGGCUGGAAGGACUCCAUCCGCCACAACCUCUCCUGCAACGAUUGCUUCCACAAGGUGCUGAAGGACCCCACAAAGCCCAAGGCCAAGGGGAAUUUCUGGACCGUGGACGUGGCGCGCAUCCCAGCUGAGGCCCUCAAGCUGCAGAACACGCCCAUCUCCCGCCAGGAGAGAAUCUUUGCCGUCGACUUGGCCCCGUAUGUGUACAACAGCUGGCCCUUGCUGCCUCCCCACAACGUGGUUCCCUCUGAGGAGAGCACAGGCCUGACCACAGGGCAGGGAGAGGCCCGGCAGAACAGCCCCUUCAGCAUUGACUCCUUGCUGAGCGACUUCCAGGACGUGGACCUUUGCGGGAAGCCCAGGACGUUCGCUGUGCCGCCACCGCCGCGCACCCUGGCCACUGGCCCGGAGGUGUGGGGGCCCGUCCCCAUCUUCUGCGUCUCCUCGGGGCCUCCCGUGCUGCCCUGGCGGCCUCCGUGCCACCUGCCGGCGCUCCGCUCAUUCUCCUCCUCCAGCAGCCUCUCCUCUCUCGACGAAAGGGAGGCUGAGAAGCAGAGGCCCAGGAAGGGGCCGGGGUUCCACACCCUGGCCAAGCGCCCCAGGGUGCUCCAAGCCCCGGAGAGCAGUGACUCUGACUCCGAGGGCGGCACUCCAGCCCUGCCGGCCCUGCGCUGGGAGCAGCUGCCCACCUCCUACACCACGGGCGUGGCCCCCAACGUGGUCGCUCCGCCAAGCCACUCCCCGCCAUUCGCCACGGCCUUCCCGGGCCUGCCCUUCCAUAGACCCACGCCCUUUCCCAGUCCAGGGUACUGGGAACUGAUGGGAAGGCCCUUUCUGAGUCCCGUCCCUUCCACUCAGCUUUCGGUAGACCUGGAUCAAACCAUGCCUCCCAACAAGAGUGUGUUGGACGUCUGGAUGACUCACCCCACGGACAUUAUCCACCCAGCCUUGAGCAGCUUAGGGCCUUUACCCAGCAGUGCUGUAGUGACCCAUUAUGAAUCCUCGUGA
This is a messenger RNA of Elgaria multicarinata webbii, 1401 nucleotides long. RefSeq names its product forkhead box protein H1-like. The record is from RefSeq and is a predicted model, not a curated record. Gene Ontology annotation, molecular function: transcription cis-regulatory region binding; DNA-binding transcription activator activity, RNA polymerase II-specific. The coding region runs from base 1 to 1401 and encodes 466 amino acids. The transcript has 3 exons. Lineage: Eukaryota; Metazoa; Chordata; Lepidosauria; Squamata; Anguidae. Gene Ontology annotation, cellular component: activin responsive factor complex. Gene Ontology annotation, biological process: transforming growth factor beta receptor signaling pathway; positive regulation of transcription by RNA polymerase II.